This is a messenger RNA of Cheilinus undulatus (humphead wrasse), 11084 nucleotides long. RefSeq names its product cubilin (intrinsic factor-cobalamin receptor) (gene cubn). The transcript is spliced from 67 exons. Lineage: Eukaryota; Metazoa; Chordata; Actinopteri; Labriformes; Labridae. The coding region runs from base 55 to 10941 and encodes 3628 amino acids. The record is from RefSeq and is a predicted model, not a curated record. Gene Ontology annotation, molecular function: calcium ion binding.
ACAUCAGACCCCAGUAAAGGUGCUGAGGCUGAUCAGGCAACACAUGAUUUUUCUAUGGCUGUGACACUGCAGUUCUCAUGGCUGUUCAUCAUUCUCUUCUUCUUUUUGGUGGGCCUUCAAGGAGAGCCGAAGGAUGCAUCACAUGAACGAAAUAAGAGGGACGCAAGCGAUGACCAGCCCCGCAUGCUGUCAGAUAAUGGUCACCUUGUUUUCAAAACUGGUGACAAUAAAGAGAUCCGCUUCCAGACAUCAACAUCAGGCCGGGUUAAAGUGAAUAAUGAAGACCUCACCCAACUUCUAAGUCAGAUCAAAACAAACAAAGAAGAGAUUGAUGACAUUAAGACUCAUGGAGGUGGAGUUCCCCCUGACGUCACCAACAAACUGAAUGAGCUUGAUACAAAGGUUUCAACACUUGAAAGUAAAGUCACUACACUUGAAUCGACGGUCCAGAGGGUGUCCUGCAGCAGUAAUCCCUGUCAGAAUGGAGGAACAUGCCUGAAUCUACUCAACUCAUAUCACUGCGUGUGUCCCAAAAAUUGGGCUGGUCCUAACUGUGCAACAGAUGUGGAUGAAUGUCAGGUGUAUGCAGGAACAGUUCAGGGAUGCCAGAAUGGAGCAACCUGUAUGAACAACCCUGGAUCAUUCAGUUGCAACUGUCCUCCAGAAUGGUCCGGGACUCUCUGUAGUGUCCGUUAUGAUGACUGCAGGAAUGCUGGACAGGAUCUCUGCGUACAUGGAACAUGCAUUGAUGCAGAUCGAAUCACACCAGGCCAGCCUAAAUACCAGUGUAUUUGUGAGAGUGGCUGGGAGGCUCCAGCUGGAAACCCGGCCUGUGUGGCUGAUGUGGAUGAGUGUAACCUCCCUAACAAACCAUGUUCCACCAAUCCACCUGUUCAGUGCUACAACACCCAGGGUUCCUUCUACUGUGGAGCUUGUCCAGCUGGUUGGCAAGGCAAUGGCUACAGCUGCCAGGAUGUUGAUGAAUGUUUAACCAACAACGGCGGCUGCUCCACUGCUCCAAUGGUGCAAUGCAUGAACACCAUGGGCUCCUUUCACUGUGGCCCAUGCCCUCCAGGUUAUGAGGGGAAUGGGAAAACAUGUACCCAGAUGAAUAUCUGUGCUACAAACAAUGGAGGCUGUCACCCCUUAGCUACUUGUACCUCCAGCGCAGGGUCCAGUCUCCCAAUAUGUACCUGCCCCCCAGGCUACACAGGCAAUGGUUAUGGACCAGCUGGCUGUGCCCAAAUAAGUAACAUCUGCCAGACUAACAACCCCUGUGUCAAUGGACAGUGUGUGGCCACCACCUCAUCUCCUGGCUACAUUUGCUAUUGCUCCCCUGGCUGGCAAGGUGUAAACUGUGACCAAAAUAUCAAUGAAUGCUCGAGCAACCCCUGUCAAAAUGGAGGAACCUGCACCGACAGCAUUAAUGGAUUCACGUGUGCUUGCACUCCGCAGUGGACUGGCCCCCUCUGCCAGACUGCACAGCAAGAGUGUGGAGGUUCCUUGUCUGGCCCUGCUGGUUCCUUCAGUUUUCCGAACACCCCUGGUCAUGAUGAAUACGAUCACCUGGUCAGCUGUGCCUGGGUGAUCCGCAUUGAUCCAAACAAGAUCCUUCGUAUAACUUUUCCCUUUUUUCACCUGGAGAGCAGCACGAAUUGCAACUAUGACUUCCUUCAGAUUCAUGAUGGGGACAGUGCUUCUGCAUACAUGUUAGGAAAAUACUGUGGUGAAAACAAUCCUCAGGAACUCUUCAGCUCCCAUAAUUCCCUGUAUUUCUGGUUUCGUUCUGAUGGCUCUGUCAGUGGUGGUGGCUUCACAGUCACUUGGGAAUCUCGGGACCCGGUGUGUGGAGGUGAACUAACUGCCCCCUAUGGCAAUAUCAACUCACCUGGUUACCCUGGAAACUACCCACCCAGCCGUGACUGCUACUGGACAGUAACUGUGGAGCCAGGCUUACUCAUCACCUUUGCAUUUGGAACUUUAAGUCUGGAGCAUCACACUGACUGCAACUAUGACUACCUGGAGAUCAAGGAUGGUCUUCUACCUGAAGACCCAGUUCUGGGUCGCUACUGCAGUACUGCAUCACCACCCCCUCUGCAGACGACUGGUCCAGCUGCAUGGAUUCACUUCCACUCUGAUUUCAGUGUUUCUGACCGAGGCUUCCACAUUACAUACACAACAUCCCCAAGUGACCCUGGUUGUGGUGGUACCUUCACUGACGAUGAGGGAAUUAUUAUCUCUCCCAACUGGCCCAAUGACUACGCUCACAACCGUCAGUGUAUCUAUUUGAUACGACUACCAGCCGGCGAGGAGGUGUCCCUCAACUUUACCCACAUGAACCUGGAGAGUCACAGCAGCUGUGUUUUUGAUUAUGUGGAGGUUCGUGAUGGAAGAACCGAGACUGAUCCUCUGAUUGGUAGAUAUUGUGGGACCACUUUGCCAGCUCCCAUCCACUCAUCCUCUAACUACUUAUGGAUCCGGUUCAGGUCAGACAGCUCGGUCAGCAGGGCUGGUUUCAGGGCGACCUACACUGUUGCAUGCGGUGGCACUUUUGCUGGGACUGGGCAGAUACGCUCUCCGUACCAUCCCAACGCUUAUCCACACAACAAGGAAUGUGAGUGGGUCAUCAACCAGCCAGAAGGCUACGUGGUCACCCUCGACUUUCUGUCGUUUGAUGUUGAAGGAGGCUCCUGUCGUUAUGACUUUGUGGAGGUCAGGGAUGGCUCUACCUCCAGCUCCCCUCUGCUGGGGACAUUCUGUGGCGUUGAGAUUCCCCCCAGGCUUCAGUCAACUCAGAGAUCGAUGUAUAUCUACUUUAAAACAGACUCCUCUGUCACCAACCAUGGCUUUGAAGCAGCUUAUGGCACUGCCUUGGAGGGCUGUGGUGAUACUCUGACCAGUCCUUCCGGCACCAUCACAAGCCCUGGCCAUCCCUCACACUAUCCCCAUGGUGCCAACUGCACAUGGUACAUCAACGUUGAACCAGGCAACCUUAUUCGGCUAACAUUCGACUCCUUCAACCUGGAAUACCACACUUAUUGUAACUAUGAUUACGUGGAGGUGUAUGAUAAUGGCACCGUGCAGACUGGAAACAAGAUUGGAAGGUACUGUGGGCGUUCAGUGCCUCCCUCUAUUACCAGUACAGACAACCAGUUAUCCGUGCUUUUUGUGUCCGACUCAAGCCUGGGCUCAGAGGGAUUCUCCGCCAGCUAUGUCUCCUUUGAUGCCUCCAUAGAUUGCAGUGAGACCUUCACCUCCCCAACUGGAACUUUCUUUUCACCCAACUUCCCAGACUACUAUCCCAAUAAUAGAGACUGCAUCUUCAAGAUCAUUGUGGAAGUCAACAUGCAGAUCAUGCUUAACUUCACCAGCUUUGAGCUGGAGGGCUCCACUCCUUCUUGCAGCUUUGACUUUGUGGAGAUCAGGGAUGGUGGCUAUGAGACUUCACCCUUAAUUGGCAAGUUUUGCUCCAAUCAGAGGCCACCAGUCCUGGUAUCCCAUAGCAACCGUCUUUGGAUAAGAUUCCGAUCUGAUUCAAGCAUCACACGUCCUGGAUUCUCUGCCCAUUGGGAUGGCACACAGACUGGCUGUGGAGGAACACUGACUACUGCAUCUGGAGGAUUUUCCUCACCUAACUACCCCUUGGCAUACCACCCUAAUGCCGAGUGCUACUGGAACAUCAAGACCAGCCAGGGCAGCCAGAUCCUCCUGACUUUCUCAGAUUUCCACUUGGAGUCCAGCUCUUCCUGCACCUAUGAUUACUUAGCAGUCUAUGAUGGCAACAGCACUAGCGCUCCAGAGCUAGCUAAACUGUGUGGUAAUCAGAUUCCCGCCGCCAUCAACUCUUCCAGCAGUGAGCUCUUUGUAAAACUACGUACUGACGGCAGUGUCAGCGCUGGAGGAUUCCUUGCAUCAUACACAUCUAACUGCCAGGGCGUGCUCAUCUCAGGCCGAUACAGAGGAGUGGUGGAGUCGCUGAACUUUCCCAACAACUACCCCGCCAACACACAGUGCAGCUGGACCAUCCUGGCCAGCGGCGGAAACACCAUCAACUACACAUUUACUUCCUUCCAGCUUGAGGGCAGUAGUUGUUAUUAUGACUAUGUAAAGCUCUAUAAUGGGCCUAACACACAAGCCCCUCUGAUUGGUACAUACUGUGGAUACAACCCACCUCCAAGCAACGGCACCACAAGCUCAGCUCUGACCAUGGUGUUCAGGACAGACUCCUCUGUGUCCAUGUCUGGCUUCCAGAUGAUGUGGUACCAGUAUGGCUGUGGUGGUGAGCUCUCUGGUCCCAGUGGGUCCUUCAACAGCCCAGACUACCCCAACAGGUAUCCAGAAAACAGGGAGUGUAUCUGGUAUAUCACCACAUCAGUCGGCAGCAGCAUCACCCUAACCAUUCAUGAGUUUGAUGUGGAGUUUCACCAAGACUGCAACUAUGAUGUACUGGAGGUGCAUGGUGGUCCGGACUUAUCGGCUCCUCAACUGGCCAAGCUCUGCAGCACUACGUCAAACCCCAUGCAAGUCUCCAGCACUGGCAAUAUGAUCACUGUGCGCUUCAAGUCUGAUGAAUAUGUUAGUGGUAGAGGUUUCAAUGCAAGCUGGGCAGAAGUUCAGGGAGGCUGUGGAGGCCCUGUCACAGCUCCAUCAGGGGAGAUCCAUUCUCCCUCGUAUCCAAACAGCUAUCCCAACAAUGUCGACUGUUCCUGGGUAAUCAGUGUGGAUAAUAACCACCGCGUCUUCUUUAACUUCUCUGACCUGGACAUAGAACCUCACAGUACCUGCGUGUGGGACUAUGUGGCUAUAUAUGAUGGUCCAACAGUGUCUUCCCCUCUGCUUGCCAAAGUGUGUGGCACCAGUCCUCCUCCUGCAAUCACCUCAACACAGAACACCAUCUAUGUUCGCUUUAGGUCUGACUCCAGUCGCAGCCACCGUGGCUUCAGUGCUCGCUUCUCUGAAGCUUGUGGUGCAACCAUCAUGACAGAUGAUUUAGGAGGAGCUAUUGCAUCCCCACGGUACCCAGCUCAGUACCCAUCUAAUCAGAACUGCAGUUGGAUCAUCAGAGCACAGGAGCCAUUCAACCAUGUGACCCUGUCAUUCACUGACUUUGAGAUAGAGAUGAUUUACUCAGACUGCUCCCAUGACUCUGUGAAUAUCCUGGAUGGAGACAACUAUCAGGCACCUUCCAUAGGUACCUACUGUGGCUCUGAAAUACCUCAUCCAGUGACAUCCUUCAGUAACGCUUUGGUGGUAAACUUCAUCUCCGACAGCUCCGUCAGCAAAAGAGGGUUCAGAGCCACCUACUCAGCAUCCACCUCCAGCUGUGGAGGAGAUCUUGUGAUGGAAAGUGGUGCAUUUAACAGUCCCAACUUUCCAGAUGCAUAUCCACCUAACGUAGAGUGCGUGUGGACCAUCAGAAGCUCACCAGGGAAUCGACUCCAGCUCUCCUUCAUCAUGUUUCAACUGCAGGGAUCCUCCAGCUGUCAAAACGACUACCUAGAAAUCAGAGAAGGAAACUCUACUGGGAGCCUUGUUGGCCGCUUCUGUGGAAACUCACUACCCUCUAACUACACCUCUUUGAUCGGUCACAUCUUGUGGGUUAAAUUUGUCUCUGAUUCAUCGAUAAGUGGAGCAGGAUUUAGAGCCACCUUUGCACACUUGUACGGCAAUGAUUUGACGGGGGAUUAUGGUCAGAUAGCAUCCCCACUGUAUCCCAGGAUAUACCCCAAUAACGCCCACUACCUUUGGACCAUCACUGUAGACGGAGACAGCUACAUCCAGAUCCGCUUUUUGGACAUCGACAUAGAGGACCUGUAUGACUGCUACUAUGACAAUCUCAAAAUAUUUGACGGGCCCAGUGUUCAUUACUACCCUCUAGGCACAUUCUGUGGUCUUGGUCUGCCCCCACCUAUCAGAAGUUCUGCAAGCACCAUCACGCUACAGUUUCAGUCAGAUACAGUCGUGGGAGGAAGAGGGUUUCUUGUGGAAUGGACCGCUGUCCAGGACUCCGGACCACCGCCUACUAUCCCACCAGGUGCAUGUGGUGGAAUGCUGAUAACAGGGGAGAACCCAGGCUUCAUUUAUUCUCCUGGCUGGCCUGACAGCUAUGCUCCAAACUUGGAAUGUACCUGGCUGAUACGCUCUCCGGAAUCAACUGUUGAGUUUAACAUCUUGUCUCUGGAUAUGGAGGACUACCCCAACUGCUAUUUUGACAGCCUUGUCAUCAGAGAUGGGUCAUCGAGUCUCUCACCUGUGCUUGCUAGCGUGUGUGGUCGAGAACCUCCUGGUACUCUUCACUCAACAGGGGACUCGAUGUACAUUCACUUCUCCUCUGACAGCGUUGUUAGUGGCAGAGGUUUCAAUGCCUCCUACUCCAAAGGUUGUGGUGGUCUCCUGCAUGUAGACAGGGGCACCCUGAGCAGUCCCCACUACCCUCAGAACUAUCCAUCUGGUCUGGACUGUCGCUGGCAUGUGAUGGUAACACCUGGCUUCAGAGUGUCUGUCACCUUCCAGAGCCCCUUUCAGAUCCAAGGGUUUGGGACUGUAUGCAGCACAGGAGACUAUGUGGAGCUCAGAAAUGGCCCCGAUGCUUCAUCUCCACAACUGGGGGGUCGACUCUGUGGUUCAAGUCCACCCUCCCUACUGCAGACAACUGACAACCACCUCUUUAUACGCUUUGUGUCUGAUGCAACUAAUGAGGCCAGUGGCUUUAAACUGACCUUUGAGGCCCACAGUACAGCUUGUGGGGGCUUUAUAGAGCUGAAUGAUAACGAUCCUCCUGGAUAUAUUACUUCACCCAACUAUCCACAGAACUAUCCUCAGAACAUUGACUGUACUUGGGUGAUAAGUGUGCCGAAUGGAGAAGCUGUCCAAAUUGACUUUGAGGGUGAAUUCUAUAUCGAGCCCACGAGCAGCUGUUUGUAUGACUACUUGGAGUUGCGUGAUGGCUCGACUUCCAGCGCUGACUUGAUUUCUCGUCUGUGUGGCAACACCCUGCCAUCCACCCAACGUUCAACAGGUUCCUCCAUGCUGCUCAGGUUUAGAACUGACACCAGCGUCACACACAAAGGCUUCAAGGCGAAAUACUCUAUAGCAACAUGUGGAGGUACAUUCAUCGGUCAGAGUGGGACAAUCCGUAGCCCUGGCUUCCCUGACUCUAAUUAUCCAGACAGUUCCAACUGUGAGUGGUAUAUUGAGGGUCCCACAGGACACUACCUUACCUUCAGCUUUGACAGCUUCAGCCUGCAGUCCUCUCAGAGCUGUUCUGCUGACUAUGUGGAGAUCAGAGAAUACAAUGCUUCAGGACCCCUGCUGGGCCGUCACUGUGGCAGUAACCUUCCAGCUUCCAUCGAUACUUCGGACAGUUUUGCCUACAUCAGGUUUGUCAGUGACAGCAGUGGAAAUGCAGCAGGCUUCAGUCUUACGUUUGAAGCCAGUGUUGAAGUCUGUGGAGGAGAGUUGAAUGCUCCCUUUGGAACAAUAUCCUCUCCCAACUACCCCAACCUCUACCCUCACAGUCGGCUGUGUCGCUGGUACAUCAUUGUGACACCGGGCCGCCGGGUUACUCUCACUAUCAAUGACCUGCGGCUGGAAGAUUCUGGUUCUUCAUGUGUUUACGACUAUGUUGAAAUAUGGAACGGGUUAACUGAAGACGCCCCUCGCCUACAAAGAUUCUGUGGUACUGUACCUGCAGGCACCCAAGUGCGCUCCUCUGGCAACACCAUGGCUGUCGUUUUCCGCACUGAUGCCUCAGUGUCCAACGGAGGCUUCACGGCUUCUUACUCCUCGAACGAACCAGCAGAAUGCGGGGGAGAUCUGAGCAACCCAGCCGGUGGGAAUUUCACCUCGCCUGGGUACUUAGUGUCCAACUACUCCAACAACCUGAACUGUGAGUGGCUGAUUAGGAACCCUCAGCACGUCAAUUCUUCUAUUGUGGUGCUGAUAGAAGAUCUUCACCUGGAGAACCACCAGACCUGCGAGUCAGACUACCUCCAGUUCCGCUUGGGUGACUCAGAUGGUGAACUAUUGGCAAAGUUUUGUGGGCAGACCAUCCCACGAGUUCCAAUUGUGGUCUUUACUCCAGAACUCUGGGUCCAUUUCCAGACCGAUGCGACCCAGGGAGACCUGGGCUUCAAGGCCAAAUACUUGUUCUCUGAGUGUGGUGGAUGGCAAACAGGAGAGGGAGGGGCAUUAUCAAGUCCCAAUUACCCCAACAUCUACCCAAGCCCCAGUCGCUGUGCUUGGCUGCUAGAAGCUCCAGCAGGUCACACGAUUACGCUAACCUUCAGCUACUUUAACCUGGAAGCUCACACAAGUUGUGGAUGGGACUCUCUCACAAUCUUCAAUGGGGGAUCCCCUGGCUCCCCAAUUAUUGGCCAGUACUGUGGUACGACCUCCCCAGGAACCAUCCAGUCGGGAUCCAACAAGCUUGCUGUAGUUUUUCUGGCUGACCACAGCGUGUCUAGGGGUGGUUUUAUGGCCCAGUGGUCGGCUGAUUCCUCAGGCUGUGGAGGGGUGAUCCAUGCUGAUUCAGGAACAAUAAAAUCUCCAAACUAUCCCCAGAACUUCCCAGCCAAUGUGGAGUGCUCCUGGCGGAUCAUUGCCCACGAAGGAAACCACCUGGAGAUGAGCUUCAGCAGUGAUUUUCAGAUUCCAGACAGCAGUGGGACCUGCGAGAGUAGCUAUAUCAAGGUAUGGGCAGGACAAACCCAAAACACCGAGGCUCUGCUGUCAACAGGCUGCGGCUCUGUGGCCCCGGCUCCAAUUGUCGCUCCAUAUAAUAUCAUCACAAGUCGAUUCCAGGCUACUGGAACCCCUGGCAGAGGUUUUUCAGCCACCUUCAUCACCAGAUGUGGUGCAAACUUCACAGCCCCCAGUGGUCGUGUGGUGUCCCCAAAUUAUCCAGCCGACUACCCCACCGGUGUCAACUGUAACUACACCAUAAAUGCUGGAGAAAAGACUGUGGUUGUCCUCACCUUUCAGACUUUUCAAUUGGAAGCACACUCCAGCUGUCUGUAUGAUGGUGUGAAGAUCUACAACCUGGCCACAAAUGGCCCUGCUAUUGCCACUCUAUGUGGUUCCACUAUUCCAGGGACUUUCACCACCUUUGGUCCCAUGUUACUUAACUUCUACUCUGACUCUGUGGUCACUGAUGGCGGCUUCUUGGCACAGUACUCAACCAUUCCAUGUGGCGGUUUCUUUAACAGCAGUAUGGGAACAGUGAGCAGCCCAGCCCUUGCCAUGACAAACUACCACCACAACAUCAACUGUACCUACCACAUCAUGGUUCAAGAAAACAGGGUGGUGGAUCUCAAGUUCAACACCUUUCACCUGGAGGCCUCCUCUUCGUGUCGUUAUGACUAUGUGGCGGUGUACGAUGGACAGGACUCAUUGGCACCUUUGCUGGGGAAAUUCUGUGGUACAGUCUUGCCACCUAAUUUACGCUCCUCCACAAACCACUUGUUCAUUAUCUUCAGGACAGAUUCUUCUGUGAAUGGGAUUGGCUGGAGGGCCGUUUACAGUGAGACGCUUGGUCCAGCACAGGGAUGUGGCGGGUAUCUGUCAAUGCCAAUGGGCAUGUUUGGUUCUCCAGAUCCAAACCUGGAUGGGUUUUAUGAACCCAGGAUGGACUGCAUGUGGACCAUUGAGAUGCCACUCAACAGGGUUGUCAACCUGACCUUCACCUCUUUUGAACUUGAGAGCUCGUCUACUUGCUACUACGACUACGUCAAAGUAUAUGAUGGUGACAACGUGAAUUUCCCUCUGGUUGGAACAUUUUGUGGAAACACCAUUCCUUCAACCUUUGUAUCAUCUGGAAACUUCCUGACUGUCCACUUUUUCACUGAUAGCUCAAUCCAGAGACGAGGCUUCAAUGCUACCUACAGAGCAGUACCAUUGGUGUGUGGUGGGACUAUGAAUGCCACAACCAGUGUUCAGACCCAGACAUCACCCUCCUUCCCCAAUGCCUAUCCCUCAUACACCUCCUGCCGUUGGAUCCUAGAUGCUCCUGCACAGGAAACAGUCAAAGUAUCAUUCCAAACCUUUGUCCUCCAGCCCAGCCAGAGCUGCUCAUCAAACUACCUGGAGAUAAAGGACUGGCCUGUGGGAGAUUAUGGCCAGUCACAUAAGAUCUGUGCAUCAGAUGGUCAUCCACACGACUUCUACAGCUAUGGCAGAACAGUUCUCCUUCACUUCAAAUCUGACACCUUUAUGAGUGGAAAUGGUUUAAGCUUUACCUAUGAAAUUGCAGGCUGCAGCAGAACCUAUGAACAGGAAUACGGCUACCUGAAGAGUCCUGGCUGGCCUGACAUCUACCCCCACAACAUCGACUGCACAAUAGUUCUGAAGGCGCCUCAGAACAGCUACAUCUCUUUCUUUUUUAACAGUUUUGAUAUGGAGAGCCACAGCAGCUGCUCAUUUGACUACUUGGAGAUUCGUAAUGGUAGCACAGCUGACUCACCGCUGAUCGACAAGUACUGUGGCAACACGGUGCCGAGCCCAGUCUUCCCAGAAUCCAAUGAACUCUACCUUCGUUUCAAGAGUGACUACUCCAAUGCAAGAGAUGGCUUUGAAGCCACAUGGACAUCUUCUCCACAGGGUUGCGGUGGAAUUCUGUAUGGAGACCAUGGCUCAUUUGCGAGUCCCAAUUACCCAGGCACAUAUCCCAACAACACCCACUGUGAGUGGACUAUCACUGCACCCAGAGGUCGUGUGGUGACUGUCACCUUUGCUCAGAUCAGUAUUGACGACCCUGGAGACUGCCAGAACAAUUUCUUGAAGUUGUAUGAUGGCCCAGACACCUCCUCAGGACUUGUUGGACCUUACUGCGGACUGGAAACCAACAUUGCUCCGUUCACAGCCUCCUCCCAUCAAGUCUUCAUCGUUUUCCAAGCGCAGUAUUCCACCCUCCCUUCAGGAUUCAGACUCACCUGGAGCAGCUGAACACAAAUUCUGUUCAUUCUUGAAAUACAGACACACCAUCUCUGACUUCUGUCCAUAAACACCAAUUGUGCUUAAUUUUUAAUUCACCUAAUGUACAUAAUAAAAUCUAAACUUUCAUAAUAAACGUGAUUAAAGAACUACAA